AUGUCGCCGCAGGAAACAGGCGCUGGAAUGAACAUGAACAGUCGACCAUCGCCAACGGCAACCUCGGGGAUGCAAGGAGGAGCGACUGAAGAGGAAAUGGCGAUGGCGAAGGAAGAUCCACUCGCGGCGCAGGUAUGGAGGAUGUACGCGAAAGCGAAAACGGCGUUACCGAAUAGUGCACGAAUGGAGAAUUUGACGUGGAGGAUGAUGGCGAUGAACCUCAGGAAGAAGAAAGAGGCGGAGGAGAGGGCGGGAAGAAGUGCGGAAGCAUCCCGCAGAAACUCGAUUGAGCACGCUACUGUUUCGGCGUCAAUAUCCUCCUCGUUCGGAAACAACUACACCAACAACGACCCAGACGCCAUGUUUGUCGAUGAUCUUGUCAAUAUGUCACCCAGUGGUACCAUGUCACCAUUGGAGGAGAACCAUUCGACAAGUCAGGCGAUUCCAAUCGGGGCGGGGUCUAGAGGAAGUUUACCCCCGUUGAAGGAGGGCGAGGUGUUGGAGCACACGCAGAUGGAGACUGUCUCGCAGGGGAGGCCAGAGUAUAGUUAUUUGCAUCAUGCGUUGAAGGGGACGGAUAUGGAUCCAUCGAAACAGAACCGCAAACGCGCAGCAGAUUUCUCGCCAAAGGUUGCUCCGGUUGCUCCGCUUGCGAGUAUCACCAUCCCCAAUGAUCCGGAGGUUGAGCCUACGGUCUACAACCUCGAGCCACCGGAUGCACCACCAUCCUUCCCUCUCCAGACAUCACACCCAGGAAACUUCCCAUACGGACUCGACCCACUCGCCAUGGAAGGGCCGGAAGGAAUUAUCACACCGCAUCCUGGCUCAAUUCCCAGCCAAAACGCGUUCUCCUUCUCCAACUCUUUCCACCAACCCAGCAGUUUCCCGCAGAUGUGUAACAGUCUCUCUUCAUCCGUGCAGAGCGAACAGGUGUUUUCACCACCGGGCAGUCAGCCUACGAGUCGGGUUAGCACGCCGUAUGCGAUGCAGGAGACGGCGGAUAGCAUGUAUUUCCCGAGUUAUCCGCAGGACCACUCGGUUAGUUCAUCGGUCAAUAUGCCGUUUGGGUCACACCAUAUGUCGGGGUCUUUCAUGCCGGGGAGUGCCCAGUCUGGUUUCGAUAUGAACAUGGUGUUUUCGCCUCAGGAUAAUGAGGUGUAUAUCCCUGGUGAUGGCGGCGCGAGUGCACCGACCAGUCUGCCAACGAGUCAGUACGGAAGUCCGAUCGCGGAGUUUCCGCAGCAUGUCAACCCGCGUCAAGUAUUGACGGGGGGAUUUGGUGGUGCACCGCAUAGGAAUGUCACGUUUGGGUUUGGCGAUGAGGAGGAGAACGAUGAUGGUUCAGGCGCGAGAGGAAGGGGAUCGAGGAGUAGCAGUGGUACCACCACGCCGAACCAGCAGUAUGGUGAUUUUCAGUUCAACGUACCGAAGAAACCGGAGUCUCAGCCGAUGGCACAGCCGAUGGUUAACCCCAGGUUUGGCACCGCGAUGGGAAUCGAUACUUCGAGAUCUUCGUCGUUUAGUGCGAGUUAUGGACGGUCACCGACGGUAUCGUCGUUCGCGGCAAUGCACACGCAACCCAACCCAACGAGAAAAGUCACGAUUGCCGCACCGGAUGAUAUGCGUCCCAUGCCUACCACGGCACCACACAGGCGUACGGGAUCCAUCUCGGCUGGAGCUGGACGGAGUCGUAAGGCGGCCAUCCAGCGAACGAACUCGACGCCCAACACGAUGGCGAUGGCGAAGGAGGCUAUGAGUGCCGCUGCGAAACGGGCACAGUCGAACCCGUGUUCGCCGCCUGAGGUGCAUCGGUCCUUACCCCCUGGCACUGCUAGCGGAACGGGUUCUGCGGGAGCAUCGAGUCAGGGUGCGUCGCCGGCGAGUGCGAGUGACAAGAACACGCCGCCAGCUGAUACGAAAGCUGAGAAGGCUGGCAAGUCGCAGAAUGGCGUCACGAGUUGUACGAACUGUGGGACGACUACUACUCCGUUAUGGAGAAGGAACCCCGAGGGACAGCCGUUGUGUAAUGCCUGUGGUUUGUUCUUGAAGUUGCAUGGCGUCGUGCGUCCGCUAUCACUGAAGACGGAUGUCAUCAAGAAGCGUAACAGAGGAAACCCCUCCAGCUCUAACACGGCUGCACCGCAGUCCGGUUCUGGUCCAGUUGCUGUACCUGGUGCUGGUGCUGGCUCGCGAGCCGCGAAGAAGCCCAUUUCCAGGAAGAACUCCGCGGGAAGCAUUACCGGGAAUCUUGCGCAAUCCCUCAAGAUGACGAGUUUGAGUAGUUCUCCUGCACUGUCGAUGUCAAUGGGCCAGUCCAACACCGCAGCAAUCGCAAUCCCCGCAAGUACCUCACCAGAUGACAACGUCUCCAUGCCGACCUCCCUUCCCGGCAGUUUCGGUGCCCACCACACUAACUCCUUCAUUGGUUCAUACCAGAGUCAACAUCACCACAUGCCACCUCAGUCUCAACCGCAGUCGCUCCAGCAUACGCCAACACCGACGCCAACACCGACCCCCGCUCAAUACGUCGUGCAUAAACGCCAGCGAACGGAUCAGACGAGGGAAGAGGCAAUGCACGGCACCGAAAUGGAAAUGGCGGAUGACAAUGGUGCGCAGUUUGCGUCUAUGAGUAUGCCGAACUCGAUGCCUGCGAAUAUGGGGGCGAUGCAUAUGCCUGGUGGUCAAGGCCAUGGUGCUGGUGCUGGUGGUCCGGGGGCGGAUGAAUGGGAGUGGUUGACGAUGGUGAUGUGA
Molecule: messenger RNA, 2751 nt
Organism: Saitoella complicata NRRL Y-17804
Lineage: Eukaryota; Fungi; Ascomycota; Saitoellomycetes; Saitoellales; Saitoellaceae
Exons: 2
Coding region: 1-2751 (916 amino acids)
Biological process (GO): negative regulation of transcription by RNA polymerase II; positive regulation of transcription by RNA polymerase II
Molecular function (GO): DNA-binding transcription factor activity, RNA polymerase II-specific; zinc ion binding; RNA polymerase II cis-regulatory region sequence-specific DNA binding
Source: RefSeq, a predicted model, not a curated record